Messenger RNA from Stylonychia lemnae, 1386 nucleotides. NCBI's taxonomy places the organism in Eukaryota, Ciliophora, Spirotrichea, Sporadotrichida, Oxytrichidae. The record is from the annotation of a GenBank genome assembly.
AUGAAAAAUAAUCAAAACUUUAUCAAUAGAUAAGUUCCUCAAAAGGGGCACGGAAAUCAGCAUCAAAGUGCGCAAAAAUCUCACUUAGUCAAUUAAGGACAUCAAAUAGUAAACCAGAAAUUGAAUCAAUAUCCUAGCUAGAAAAACAUUAUGAUGAAUAACGUCUUGAGUAGAAAUUAAGCACAAAAUUAUCAACAAAACCAGCAAUUAAUGAAACAAUAAAAUUAAAUGGCCUAGAAAAUGAAUCGAAAUCACUCAUAACCCUCAAAGAGGAAUCAUAAAGGCAAUCUUCUGCCUCAUAUUGAUCCAAUGCAGCACAUGGAAAGUCAGCUAUUGUACAAAGAUCCAUUUAAGACUGAAAACUAAAGGCAUUCCUUUAUUCGUGAGUCGAUUCAUCAAGAAAAUGAGGAUACGUUUAAGUCAUAUGUGCAUGGAUUAGAUAUGAACAAAAUACAGGAGAUACCUCUCUUGAACCAUUAAGCUUAUCAUAUGCCAAGAGAUUUCAUGAGUGAUCCUUAUCUCAUGGCAGCUAAGUUAUAUGAAGAGAAUAAAUAGCAACAAGCUUCUAAUUUUCACAAGAAAGGGAUUUUUGGAAACCAAUUAAACUUAAUAACUGAACUGCCCAUUUAAUCCAGAAGAUAUCGGUAUGAAUUAAUUUUAUCUUAUUCUAAUAGUGAGUCUGCAAUAUACAACGAAGUUAAUGAUCCCUAACCUACAUUAAUUGAUAAGGUCUAAAAGUAGCAAUUGUAAGCAGGAAAUGGAUUAAUUGAUAAGCUAGACUUUAACGGGACUAAGAAGUUUUUCAAGGGAGACGAAUCUUAAUAUUAUAUGGGUAGUUAGUUCAAAUUCGAAGAUCCUGAAGUCCGUCGGAUACCAAUCAGUAGAAGUUAAAAUCAGUUACAAACACUCAAUACUUUUGGCAUGAGUAUGGGACCGAUGACUCUCUCAAAUUAAUCCUAAUAAGAAAUUAUAUAAUAACUUGUCGGGAAAAAAUCAGUAAUAAAUUCAGGAGCAAAUCAGAAUAAGCAGAUUUUACCCUCAAGCCAUCAGAAUUUCUCAUAAUCAUAUGUUUAUCCGUAUAAUCACCCUUUUACUGAAAGAAAUACUCUAGGAGAUUCUUAUCAUAAUCAUACGUUUGCAUUACUUCCUUAGGGCAACUAUUGCUUUCAAUUGAUGUAUAUUCAAAUCUCUAACUUCUCUAAGUCAGCUGGAUCUAUUGCAUUUGAUCGUCUAAAUCCCUUUCUUUUUAUUGACGAAGCUGGUUAUUUAUCUAGAAUUGGAGGCUCUUUUUCCUCUUCUGUCUAAGUGACGUAGUUAUUUGAUAUAAUAUUCCCCAAAUUCACAUUUAUAUUGAUAAUCUCAGUGAGGACUCCUGAAUCCUCUUGA